This is a messenger RNA of Momordica charantia (bitter melon), 3709 nucleotides long. RefSeq names its product cell division cycle 5 (gene CDC5). Gene Ontology annotation, biological process: mRNA splicing, via spliceosome. NCBI's taxonomy places the organism in Eukaryota, Viridiplantae, Streptophyta, Magnoliopsida, Cucurbitales, Cucurbitaceae. The record is from RefSeq and is a predicted model, not a curated record. Gene Ontology annotation, cellular component: Prp19 complex; spliceosomal complex.
CGAAAAUAAUAUACAACUCUCUGUUAACAUUUUCUUCCCAAUUCUCAUCUCACUCUCUGCGCCAUUUACAGACCUCCACCCUCCCCUCUCGCCGCCUCUCUCCCUCUCGCCGCGAUCUCCCGUUUCCCGUUCGUCUCUCGCCGGCGCCGGCGCCGCCGCUCUGCUUCUCGAGCUCGCCGCUCGCAGCUCGCCGCCGCCUCUCUCACUCGCCUCCCCCAACCCUCUCUCGCAGUUUCUUGUCUUUCCACUGCGACUUCUUCUUCGUCUGUCUGUCUCCUGCAAAACCCUAGUGUCCCUAGACCGUAGAGUGAAGAGGGUAAAUCUAAAAAGCUAGGAAAAAUGAGGAUUAUGAUCAAAGGUGGUGUGUGGAAGAACACGGAGGAUGAGAUCCUUAAAGCUGCGGUUAUGAAAUAUGGAAAAAACCAGUGGGCUCGAAUCUCGUCGCUUCUCGUUCGGAAAUCUGCCAAGCAGUGCAAAGCUCGAUGGUAUGAGUGGCUUGACCCCUCCAUUAAAAAGACUGAGUGGACAAGAGAGGAGGAUGAGAAACUACUCCAUCUUGCUAAACUCAUGCCAACCCAGUGGAGAACUAUUGCACCAAUUGUCGGGCGUACUCCAUCCCAAUGCCUCGAGCGGUACGAGAAACUCCUUGAUGCUGCUUGUGUUAAGGAUGAGAAUUACGAACCAGGAGAUGACCCAAGAAAAUUGCGUCCGGGAGAAAUUGACCCAAACCCAGAAUCAAAGCCUGCACGUCCUGAUCCUGUUGACAUGGAUGAAGAUGAGAAGGAAAUGCUUUCCGAAGCACGAGCAAGGUUAGCAAAUACUAGGGGAAAGAAGGCAAAAAGAAAAGCCAGAGAGAAACAGCUGGAAGAAGCAAGAAGGCUUGCUUCACUUCAAAAAAGGAGAGAGCUUAAAGCUGCAGGGAUUGACACUCGACAUCGGAAGAGAAAGAGAAAAGGAAUAGAUUACAAUGCAGAAAUUCCUUUUGAGAAAAGGCCUCCUCCAGGUUUUUUUGAUGUUAGUGAGGAAGAUAGACCAGUGGAACAGCCCAAGUUUCCAACAACAAUUGAAGAACUUGAAGGCAAAAGAAGGAUUGACGUAGAAGCUCAAUUAAGGAAGCAAGAUAUUGCAAAGAAUAAAAUUGCUCAGAGACAAGAUGCUCCAUCAGCUGUACUGCAAGCAAAUAAGCUAAAUGAUCCAGAAAUGGUGAGGAAAAGAUCUAAACUCAUGCUUCCUGCACCCCAAAUUUCAGACCAUGAAUUGGAGGAAAUUGCAAAGAUGGGAUAUGCCAGUGAUCUUCUUGCUGGUAAUGAGGAGCUUGCAGAAGGAAGUGGUGCUACACGAGCUCUUCUUGCUAGUUAUGCACAGACACCACGUCAAGGAAUGACACCUUUUCGAACUCCACAAAGGACGCCGGCUGGGAAGGGUGAUGCUAUAAUGAUGGAAGCCGAAAAUCUUGCUAGGCUGAGAGAAUCUCAGACUCCAUUAUUGGGAGGAGAGAAUCCGGAGCUGCAUCCUUCAGAUUUUUCAGGGGUUACCCCAAGGAAAAAGGAGAUUCAAACACCAAAUCCUAUGCUGACACCCUCAGCAACUCCUGGUGGUGUUGGUCUCACUCCUCGAACUGGCAUGACACCAGCGAGGGGCGAUGCUUAUUCAUUUGGUAUGACUCCAAAAGGAACACCUAUUAGGGAUGAGCUACAUAUCAAUGAAGAUAUGGAUGUGCUUGAUAGUGCAAAACUUGAGUCUCAAAGGCAAGCUGAUUUGAGGAGAAAUCUUCGCUUAGGACUAGGCAGCCUUCCGCAGCCUAAAAAUGAGUACCAGGUAGUUAUGCAACCAAUUCCGGAAGACAAAGAAGAACCAGAGGAGAUGAUUGAAGAGGAUAUGUCUGACAGGAUUGCUAGAGAACGGGCUGAAGAAGAAGCAAGGCAGCAAGCAUUACUUAGGAAAAGAUCAAAAGUGCUACAGAGGGAGCUUCCUCGGCCUCCUACUGCUUCUUUGGAACUUAUUAGAAAUUCUUUGAUGAGAGCUGAUGGAGACAAGAGUUCAUUUGUUCCACCUACCCCUAUUGAGCAGGCUGAUGAAAUAAUAAGAAAGGAACUUCUUGCUUUAUUGGAGCAUGAUAAUGCGAAGUACCCAAUUGAUGAGAAGAUCAACAAGGAGAAAAAGAAAGGUUCCAAGCGCAUUGGAAAUGGACCUGCUGCUGCUAUCCCCACAAUAGAAGAUUUUGAAGAAAAUGAGAUGGAAGAGGCUGAUCAUUUGAUAAAGCAAGAGGCGCAGUAUAUCUGUGUUGCAAUGGGGCAUGAAAUUGAAUCGUUAGAUGAAUUUGUGGAAGCUCACAAAACCUGCUUGAAUGAUCUUAUGUACUUCCCCACUAGAAAUGCUUAUGGACUUUCCAGUGUUGCUGGAAACCUCGAGAAACUAGCUGCCCUGCAGGAUGAAUUUGAGUAUGUUAAAAAGAAAAUGGACGAUGAUACUGAGAAGGCUGUGCGGCUUGAGAAGAAGGUUAAAGUACUCACACAUGGCUAUGAGACACGGGCGAAAACGAGCCUUUGGCCGCAAAUUGAGGUGACGUUCAAGCAGAUCGACACUGCAGCAACGGAGCUGGAGUGCUUUGAAGCUCUUCAAAAGCAAGAGCUAUUAGCUGCUUCACACAGGAUUAGUGGUAUCUGGGAGGAGGUUCACAAACAAAAAGAGCUGGAAAGAACUCUGCAGCUACGUUACGGUAACCUUUUGGCAGACUUGGAAAAGAUGCAAAAAGUCAUGGACGAGCACAAGGCACGGGCACUAAAGGAAGAAGAAAUAGCAGCAGCGAAUCGUGCUCUUCAGUUGGCUGCGGUCGAGGCCGAGGCUGAGGCUAAUCAAACCAUUGGAGUAAAUGUUGAAAGUUCUGAAGCCGUGUCUGCAUUAGCAGUUGAUCAUGAAAAUUCUAUGCCUGUUACCUCAUCUCCUAAUGAAAUAAUGGGUGAACAACCGAACUCGUCUGAAGGACAGGGACAUGAACAUGGCACUUCUAGUGCUAUGGAUAUUGGUUUGGAGAAAGAGAAUGCAGCGGUGAGCUCGGAUAUUGGCUUAUCUGAUAACAAACCCACUCCCGCCACAGAGAACACAUCAUUCCAAGACAAUGGUUUCGAAAAUUCUGAUCAAAGUCACACUGGUGAUGUUCCUUCUCAAGAACUCUCGGCCCCUCCUGCAAAUGGCACUCCAGAAGUAACCACUGUGGUCGAAAAUAAGAUCACUGAUGAUUUGGUUCAUGGAGUAGCUAUCGAAAAUGCCGAGAUUGUUGAGGGAGUCAAAGAUGUCGAAAAUCAGCUGCCUGUGAUUGAAUCUGGAAGCUCAGAUGUGAAUUCGACUCAUUCAGAUUCCGCUGUGCCUGCAUUUUCUAAUGAGGAUGGCCCUGCCACUAACGAUGAUGUGGAAAUCCCGCGGGUGGCAUCAAAUGACUAGAUGAUAGACGAUUCGGACUGUUUUGCAGCUUGUUUUUCUGGUGGGAUGAGAGAGAGGGAGGAUGAGUGAGAGUUAAUUCCAUGAAAUAGUGUAAGCAAAUGAUUUUAACGUAAAAAGAGAAGCUGGGGUUGAGAUUGUCUGAAACAACCCCUUAUGAUGAAGCACACACCAGUUUGUAUUGCUUUCUUUUUGUAGCAUUUUCUUCACUAAAGCUUAAUAUUUAUGGGUAUCGAUGACAUUUCACUAGUAUUGGAUAUUUUAAUCUCUA